Messenger RNA from Ambispora leptoticha, 600 nucleotides. The record is from the annotation of a GenBank genome assembly. NCBI's taxonomy places the organism in Eukaryota, Fungi, Glomeromycota, Glomeromycetes, Archaeosporales, Ambisporaceae.
AUGUUUUUUGAUAACGCUACCAGUUUCAUUAAUGAUCCUAAUAACAAAGAAAUACUACAAAUUGUAAAAGGUUUUCGAAAUGGUGCAGUUUACGGUGCAAAAGUGCGGUUUCCGCAUGCACUAGUGAUGACUUUCCUUUUUCGAGAAGGCAGUCUAAAAGAUAAACUAACCUGGAUUUUGCAGGCUACAAAACAACAUUCUCGCAAUCUUGCCUUUUUCGUUACAAUAUACAAAUCGUUGAUGUAUUUACAACGAAAAAUUGCGGGAGACAAAGAACAAAGUGGUCAUUCAUUUAUAGCGGGUCUGAUUGGCGGCUAUAUUGUUUUUGGGGAGAAUAAUAAUAUCAAUCAACAGAUUGUACUUUACUUGUUUGCGCGUAUAAUGGUGGGCCUUGCUAAAGUACCGGCAGCGCAUAAAGUUGUUGAUGCGCCAAAACACACUUUUCCAAUUUUUGCGUCACUCGUUUGGGGAAUUGUUAUGUGGCUUUUCCGCCACGAACGAGAUGUCCUUCAACCUUCUUUACAGGCUUCUAUGCAAUACCUUUAUUUGGAUUCUAAUAAAUGGGAUUCACUUAGGAACUUUAUAUGGCACAAUAAAUAA